Messenger RNA from Microsporum canis CBS 113480, 1335 nucleotides. RefSeq names its product pantothenate kinase. Bases 1 to 1335 code for a protein of 444 amino acids. Gene Ontology annotation, cellular component: nucleus; cytosol. Gene Ontology annotation, biological process: coenzyme A biosynthetic process. Lineage: Eukaryota; Fungi; Ascomycota; Eurotiomycetes; Onygenales; Arthrodermataceae. Gene Ontology annotation, molecular function: pantothenate kinase activity; ATP binding. The record is from RefSeq and is a predicted model, not a curated record. The transcript has 4 exons.
AUGUCUGCCGCGCCAGGAUCCGGUGCGGGUGUGGAGUCGCAUGCGUCGCGGCGCCGGCGAGCGCAGACGGAGAACGAUGUCUCUGUCGAGCGCCUGCGCGAGACCAUCUCGAACCCGGGAUCGGUCAAGAUCAAUGUCAAGGGCGCCUUCAUCCUGGACGAGCGGGCCGCUCACCGGCGCGACGACGCUGACGGCGUGCACUACGAGCACAAGGAUAUUCGCCUCCCUCACCACACUGAUGUCGUGAGCCAUGUCGCCGUCGACAUUGGCGGAACGCUGGCGAAGCUCGUCUAUUUCUCUCCCGAGAUAAACCAGUCCGGCAGCGGUGGUCGACUCAACUUUAUAAAUUUCGAGACAAGCAGGAUAGACCUGUGUAUCGACUUCCUGAAGAAGCUGAAGGAGAAUCAUAUGAAGAGGAAUGGCUCGGUUCCGUACGAGCUCUGCGUCAUGGCUACUGGUGGAGGCGCAUACAAGUUCUACGACAUGCUCAAGGACGCCCUUGGAGUCAACGUGCUGAGGGAGGAUGAGAUGGAGUGCCUGAUCAUCGGACUGGACUUUUUUAUUACGGAGAUACCAAAUGAAGUCUUUACCUACAGCGAGACCACGCCGAUGCAGUUUGCGGAGGCGAGGGCGGACGUGUACCCUUACCUGCUGGUGAAUAUCGGCUCUGGCGUCUCCAUGGUCAAGGUGUCUGGCCCCCGACAGUUCGAGCGAGUGGGCGGCACAUCUCUCGGUGGAGGGACGUUCUGGGGUCUGAUGGCUCUCCUGACCGGUGCCCGCACCUUCGAUGAGAUGCUAGCCAUGGCGGAGCGUGGAGAUAACAGUGGAGUCGACAUGCUCGUAGGUGACAUCUAUGGCACAGACUACGGCAAGAUAGGCCUGAAGAGCACCGCUAUCGCCAGCACUUUUGGAAAAGUCCUCAAGCUGAAGAGGCUCGAGGAACGGAAUGCUGAGAACAGUGGAAGUGAGUCGCCGCCUUCCGAGCAGGACAUCUCUCAUUUCUCCUACGAAGACAUGAGCCAGAGCCUUUUAUUCGCUAUAAGUAGUAACAACAUCGGCCAAAUCGCCUAUCUGCAAUCUGAGAAACAUAAGAUCAAGCACAUAUAUUUUGGAGGCUCGUUCAUCCGGGGCCAUAGACAGACCAUGAACACCCUCUCCUACGCUAUUAGAUUUUGGUCCAAGGGAGAGAAGCAGGCGUAUUUCCUGCGCCAUGAAGGCUAUCUUGGAGCAGUUGGGGCGUUCCUCAAGCGACAGCCGCAGCAUUGGGGUCGGAGGAACAGUGUCGAGAAUGCUACGGCAGCCUACUUUGCCCACAGAGAAGGAUUAUCAAGAUAG